This is a messenger RNA of Anolis sagrei ordinatus, 6237 nucleotides long. RefSeq names its product tenascin R (gene TNR). Gene Ontology annotation, molecular function: protein binding. Lineage: Eukaryota; Metazoa; Chordata; Lepidosauria; Squamata; Anolidae. The record is from RefSeq and is a predicted model, not a curated record.
GCCACUAGGUGGCUCUUCGUGGGAGCCUGAAGGUGGUGGGAGAGUCUGCUGCUGGGCUCCGCGCCGUUGGAACUGAAAGGAGAAGGAAGGGCUGAAGGCUGAGGGUCCGCAGCUGCGCCAGGGGAGACUUGCCGCGGGACGAGAGCGGCCACCCUUCCUCGCCAUUGCCCUGCCACCCCGUCUCCCCGCCCCCAGUGCUUGCUUCUCGCCGGCUGCUCCCUCCUUCCUCCGCCGGAGACGGGCGGGGGUUCGCCUGGCAGAAGAGGACCCAGCCGUCGGAGAGGAGAGGGUCCUCCUUUAGCUCCCUUGACUCUGCAAGGAGGACGAGGCUCUCCUUCUGCUUCUUCUGCUGCUGCUGCUCUCCUGCGCGAGGCGGCAGGUGAAAAUAUACCUCUUCCAUCAAGCAUUUGGAGAAUGAUGAGAGGCAGCUGCUACAGACUGUGUGUCUCAGAAGUGUUGACUUGGUAAGAAGGCUGCUUGCUUUGGGGAACUGCAUCAAGAAGUGAGUCAGAGAGGUGAACAUCAAACAGGCCAUUUCAGCAGAUUGCACCACAGCUCUCCUUUCCCAGAACGGCAUCUAAGCUUCCUGCUCUUCUCAAGACAAUGGGGGUGGAUGGUGAAAAUGCCGUUCUAAGGAAUAUUCUGGUUGGUCUCAACUUAAUGCUGCUUGGCUCCAUCUUUAAGCCUUUUGAGUGCCGCCUUGAAGUGAUGACAGAGAGAGUCAAAAGACAAGUGGCUGAUGAGGAAGGCAACUUUGUCAACUACACAACACCUAUCAAAGAGCAACCUAUGGUUUUCAGCCAUAUAUAUAACAUUAAUGUGCCUCUGGACAGCCUCUGUUCAACUUCACUAGAGGCUUCAUCUGGCACAGAGGUGAGUUCAGAAGAUGACCGGAUGACAGAAUACACGGAGCAGACUUCUGACAGUGAGAGCCAAGUCACCUUUACGCACAGGAUAAACCUUCCCAAACAGACUUGCAAGUGUGUCGCCUCCUCCCGGGACAUGCAGGAGCUGCUGAGCAGAAUUGAGAUGCUGGAGAGGGAGGUGUCCAUGCUCCGGGACCAAUGCAACUCCAAUUGCUGCCAAGACAAUGCAGCCACAGGGCAGCUGGAUUACUUCCCCCACUGCAGUGGCCAUGGGAAUUUUAGCCUGGAAUCCUGUGGCUGCAUUUGCAAUGAAGGUUGGACUGGGAAGAACUGUUCAGAGCCCCUCUGCCCCAUGGGCUGCUCCAGCCGAGGUGUGUGUGUGGAUGGCCAAUGCAUCUGUGAUGGCGAUUACAGUGGGGAGGAUUGCUCCGAGGCACGCUGCGCAACCGACUGCACUUUCCGGGGACUCUGUGUGGAUGGAGAAUGCAUCUGUGAGGAGGGCUUUGCUGGUGAAGACUGCAGUGAACUCAGAUGUCCUGCAGACUGCUCAGGGAAGGGAAAGUGUGCCAACGGGACUUGCAUCUGCCAGGAGGGCUACGUGGGGGAAGACUGUGGGCAGCUGAGAUGCCUUAAUGCCUGCAGUGGACGUGGAUCCUGCCAGGAAGGCCUAUGCUCUUGUGAGGAGGGCUACCAGGGCCCAGACUGCUCGGCAGUUGCUCCACCUGAGAGUCUGCGUGUGGCUGCAAUCAGCGACCGGUCAGUUGACCUUGAAUGGGAUGGCCCAAUGGCAGUGACCGAAUAUGUGGUUUCCUACCAGCCGGCAGUAUCUCCAGGCCUACAGCUCCAGCAACGGGUCCCUGGUGACUGGAGCGCUGUCAGUAUCAAGGAGUUGGAGCCAGGCCUAAUCUACAACAUCAGCAUAUUUGCUGUUAUCAGUGAAGUGCUCAGUGUCCCUGUCAGCGUCAAAGUGGCCACACAACUGUCUACUCCAGAAGGGCUAAAGUUCAAAACAAUCACAGAGACCACCGUGGAGAUGCAGUGGAAGCCCUUCUCAUUCUUGUUUGAUGGCUGGGAGAUCAGCUUCAUCCCCAAGGACAAUGAAGGGGGUGUAAUUGCACAGCUCCCUAGCAGCGUGACAACGUUCAACCAGACUGGGCUGAAACCAGGUGAGGAGUAUACAGUCAAUGUGGUAGCCCUCAAGGAACAAGCCCGAAGUCCACCUGCCUCAGCCAGCGUGUCAACACUCAUUGAUGGGCCGACCCAGAUAUUGGUGCGAGAUGUCUCAGAUACAGUGGCCUUUGUUGAAUGGACUCCACCUCGGGCCAAAGUUGACCACAUCCUUCUGAAGUACGGCCUAGAGAAUGGAGAAGGGGGAAAGACCACCUUCCGGCUCCAGCCUCCCCUGAGUCAGUAUUCCAUGCAGGCCCUGCGACCUGGCUCAAAAUAUGAAGUCUCUAUUGCUGCUGUCCGGGGUACCAAUGAAAGUACAGCUGUAUUCGCCCACUUUGUAACAGAAAUCGAUGCCCCCAAGAACUUGCAUGUACUCUCUCGGAUGUCAGACRGCCUGGAACUWGAAUGGGAUAACAGUGAGGCAGAGGUGAAYACCUUCAAYGUGGUGUACAGCACCCUGGCAGGCGAGCAYUACCAUGAYGUCUUGGUGCCYCGGAGUCCAGGUGUCACAACCAGAGUCACSCUCACAGAUCUGAUACCAGGAACAGAAUAUGGAGUUGGGAUUUCAGCUGUGAUGGAUGGGAAGCAAAGUGUUCCUGCUACUAUGAAUGCAAGGACUGAACUCGACAGUCCUCAUGAUCUCAUAGUGACAGCAUCCACGGAGACAUCCAUUUCUGUGUCCUGGACGAAAGCCAAGGGCCCCAUUGAUCACUACCGAGUCACCUUCAUCCCUGCUUCAGGAAUGGCAUCUGAGGUUACCGUUGCCAAGGACCAGUCUGAGUUUACAUUGUCAGACUUGGAACCCGGGACUGAGUACACUAUCUCUGUCAUUGCUGAGAGAGGCCGCCAGCAGAGCCUUGAGGUCACAGUGGAUGCCUUUACAGGGUUCCGACCCAUCACACAGCUUCACUUUUCUCAUGUGACUUCCUCCAGUGUGAACAUCACUUGGAGUGAUCCCUCCCCUCCAGCAGAUAAGCUCAUACUGAACUACAGCCCCAGAGACAAAGAGGAAACCAAGCAAGUGAUGCUGGAUCCGACCAAGAGACAUGCUUCCUUGACUGGUCUGCAGCCCUCCACAGAGUACAUGGUCUCCUUGGUGGCUGUACAUGGCCCCGUCAGCUCUGAGCCCAUUAUUGGCUCCAUUGUAACAGGGAUUGAUCCACCUAGGAACCUGACUAUUGAGAAUGUGACUACAGAUUCCGUGACUUUCCACUGGGCCCCUCCCAUUGCAUCCUUUGACCACUAUAGGAUAGCCUGUAAAUCUGCUCAAGGACGAGUGGACAGCAUAGUCGUUGCCAAAGGUGUCACUGAGUAUACCCUCAGCUACUUGCAGCCGGCUACUGAGUAUGAGAUCUUUCUGAAGAGUGUGCGGGGCAGAGAGGAAAGUGAACCUCUUUCACACAUCAUGUAUACAGCCAUGGAUAAUCCAGAGAGUUUGACCGUCACAAACAUCACCCCAACAGAAGCCCUGCUGAAGUGGGAAAUACCCACAGCUGAAGUGGAGAAUUAUGUCAUUGUGCUCACACAUGACACAGUUGCAGGAGAGACUAUCUUAGUGGAUGGUAGCAAUCAAGAGUACCAGCUAAUCAACUUGCUCCCAAGUACCAGCUAUGGAGUCACCAUGUAUGCUACUAAUGGGCCUGUCACCAGCAGAACCAUCUUCACUAAUUUUACCACUCUUUUAGAUCCUCCAUCAAAUCUGACAGCAAGUGAAGUGACUCGGCGGAGUGCACUCCUUUCAUGGCUGCCUCCCAUGGCUGAGAUUGAGAACUACAUCAUGACCUAUCGGUCACCUGAUGGAAGCCGUAAGGAGCUGAUUGUGGAUGCCGAGGACACUUGGAUCCGCCUAGAAGGGCUUUCAGAAAACACCGAGUACACCGUACGCCUGCAAGCAGCCCAGAAUGCUGUCAGGAGUGGGUUCACCUCCACUGUAUUCACAACAGGAGGCCGUGUGUUUAUGAAUCCUCAGGACUGUGCCCAGCAUUUGAUGAAUGGUGACACAUUGAGUGGUGUUUAUACUAUCUCCCUGAACAGCGACCUCAACCAGAGAAUACAAGUGUACUGCGAUAUGAACACGGAUGGUGGUGGAUGGAUUGUGUUCCAGAGGCGACAGAAUGGGCUGACAGAUUUCUUUCGGAAGUGGGCAGAGUAUCGCACUGGCUUUGGAAACCUAGAGGAUGAGUUCUGGCUGGGGCUAGAUAACAUGCACAAGAUCACUUCACAAGGACGCUACGAACUGCGGAUAGAUAUGCGAGAUGGCCAGGAAACAGCCUACGCCUAUUACGACAAGUUUUCUAUUGGAGAUGCCAGGAGCCUGUACAAGCUCCGGAUAGGAGACUACAAUGGCACUGCGGGGGAUUCACUCACCUAUCAUCAGGGGCGUCCAUUUUCCACCAAAGACAGGGAUAAUGAUGUUGCUGUUACAAACUGUGCCAUGUCGUACAAAGGGGCCUGGUGGUACAAGAACUGCCACCGGACCAAUCUCAAUGGCAAAUAUGGAGAAUCCCGGCACAGCCAGGGUAUUAACUGGUAUCACUGGAAAGGACAUGAAUUCUCCAUUCCCUUUGUGGAAAUGAAGAUGCGGCCCUACAACCAUCGCAACACCUUGGGAAGGAAACGGAGGUCUAUGCAGCUGUGAAGCGGAAGGAACGCCCUCUGGACAAGGAGUCCUUUCCUGUCAUUUGUUUGUAUUUUAUAAUAUGAAAAGGAAAGAACCAGAGUAAUUCCGAAGUAGAAGCCUGCUCCAUAUUGAGUGGCUAUGGGGAGGCCAUGAUGCCCCAAGGGCUGGCUCACUUUUCUGAGUGAACAACCUUGAUGCUUUGCUAUCAUUCCCAAGUGACUUUAUUGAGAUCUGCCCAGCCCCACUUUCAUACAACAAGAGUUACCUUGUAUUUUUAUUCCCUCCUGAGGCUGUUCCAAAAUGGCUUCGUUUAAGGUUUUCUUCUUAACCCAAAACUGUGUAGGUGCUUCCUUUCACAGGCCAGCCAACUUGCCGAAAGGUACUAAAGGAAACUCCCAGAGUUGUCGUUGCUCACGUAGCUGCUACACAAACUGAGUGAUGGUUUCACACUGAUACCUGCCUGCUGAUUUGGCCAACGCUCAUCAGCCAGGAAGGGGAUCCCAAAUCUGGAUGCAUGUUUAAACCACUUUCAGAGGUCACACAAGCAUAUCCAUGUUAAGGCCUCUCAGUUGGCCACUCUCAUACAUGCCAAGUGGGAGAACCCCAUUCUUUCCAAUGCAAGAAUUAAUGUCCUUUCAUGCCUCCCCAUGUUUCAAAGUAAUAUUCUACCCAAGUGAUAUGCACAGGAACAAAUGGAAACAAAGCAAAUUAUUAUUAUUUAUCUAUUUAUUUCUGGCAUUUGUACCCUGUCUCUUCUCCACCCCCAAAGGGGGACUCAGGACAGCUUACAUUAGUAACAGUGCAAGACCGCUACAUCACAAUUACAAUAAUAUAACACAAUCAAAUACAAACAGUCAUUAAAACCAAUACAUACAGUAUUAAUUAAAACAAUAAAACAAUAAAACAAAUUACCCAAAAGACGUAGCUCUAUGUGUAAAGGCCUCCUUCCUGUAUUCUCAUCAUUCACCAUUUUAAAGGCAUUCCAAAAGACCUCACCUCUGAGGAUGCUUGCCAUAGAUGCAGGCGAAACAUCAGGAGAAAUGCCUCUAGAACAUGGCCAUAUAGCCCGAAAAAACCCACAAGAACUUACAUUCCAAAAUAGGUUGUAAACAUACAUUUAAUUCAAAUCAGCAAACAUUAUUUUUACCGUCGAAGGCUUUCGUGGCUGAAAUCACUGGGUUGUUGUAGGUUUUUUCGGGCUAUAUGGCCAUGCUCUAGAAGCAUUCUCUCCUGAUGUUUCACCUGCAUCUCCUCACAACCUCUUGCCAUAGAUGCAGGCAAAAUGUCAGGAGAGAAUGCUUCCAGAACAUGGCUAUAUAGUCCGAAAAACCUACAACAACCCAUUAUUUUGCUCCUGAAAAAGUUUAAGUGAGAAAUAGAAUCUUUAAAGAAUUCAUAUCUGUACUCCGCAACUGUUCAUUUGUGAAAAUACUUCAACCCAGUUCACCUACCCUCUUGGAGACAACUCUGCAUAUAGCAGUUGCUUCUUGUUGUAUAGGUAGGUACCACAAUGAAGCUGGAGAAAAACAAACAAUUAUAAUGCUGGGUUGUUGUAGGUUUUUCAGACUAUAUGGCGAUGUU